Molecule: messenger RNA, 273 nt
Organism: Oikopleura dioica
Lineage: Eukaryota; Metazoa; Chordata; Appendicularia; Copelata; Oikopleuridae
Source: the annotation of a GenBank genome assembly
AUGGAAGAAGAAGACUUUGGAGAACAAGCGCUUGAAGACGAUUUUGAAGAAGAUGAUGGAGGAGAUGAUGAUGACGAAGACUCAAUAGAAAGGGAAAUCGAGGAGAAUGAUCUUGUCGAUGAAGUUGGUUCAGAAAUGGACUAUCAAAUCGACGAGGAAAACUAUCAAAUGGACAUUGUUCAAGCAGAAGCGAUGGAGAUGGAGGAAGCAAUGCUCGACGAAGAAUAUAAUUUUAACUCAGGAAACUCCCAACAAAUGCGGCUAAUCACGUGA